Molecule: messenger RNA, 1969 nt
Organism: Rhododendron vialii
Lineage: Eukaryota; Viridiplantae; Streptophyta; Magnoliopsida; Ericales; Ericaceae
Product: pentatricopeptide repeat-containing protein At4g21065-like
Exons: 1
Coding region: 45-1892 (615 amino acids)
Biological process (GO): RNA modification
Molecular function (GO): zinc ion binding; protein binding; RNA binding
Source: RefSeq, a predicted model, not a curated record
UUUAUUUUCUUUGCUCUCUGUUGCCCGGAAAUGGUUCCAAGAAGAUGAAGAGAUUUCUCCUACAAAUCUCAACCAACACUUACACUUGCCAAUGGACUAGACACUUGACUAUUAAGCUUACCCAUUCAAUCUCAGUACCCACUUACAACCCUGCAACUCAAACGACAGAACUACUCCAAACCAAUCUCAUGAAUUUGCUCAAAAAUCACACCCACACAAACCAAGUCCUCACCCAAAUCAUCAUCAACAACUGCAUACCCAUUAACCAGUUCUCUUUCAUGAAACUCAUAGACAGCUCUGUAUCCUCAAUUGGGUUCUCUCCCUCUGCCCAUCUCUUUACACAGUUCCAAGAUUUUAUAGACUAUGAUAUAUGUACUCGGCUCAUAAGAAGUUACACACAGUCGAAUAAGCAUUUACAUGCAGUUUUUGUGUAUACCCACAUGGGUAAAGCCGGUAUUUUGCCCGAUUUUUCAACUUUUCCGGCUGUUCUCAAGUCGGUUGCUCAGUUGUGCCGUCGAGACAUUGGGGGAUCAGUACAUUGUCGUGUAGUUAAAAUGGGUUUUGGUUCAGAUGUAUAUACAAACACUGCUCUUGUUCAUAUGUACUGCAAUUGUUUGCUUCCCGACAAGGGUCGUUGCGUGUUUGAUGAAAUGCCUGAGAGAAAUGCAGUUUCGUGGAAUGCACUUAUAACUGGUUACACCCAUAACAGGAAAUUCAGAGAAGCGAUCCAGGUGUUCCGAGAUAUGCAGGCUGCUGGGGCUCAACCGAGUGAGGUCACCAUGGUUGGAGUUCUAUCAGCUUGUGCCCAUUUGGGAGCACUAGAUCAGGGGAAAUGGAUUCAUGACUAUAUUGUUUGUAAUAGACUGCAAUUGAAUGUGUUUGUGGGUACUGCUCUUAUCGACAUGUAUGAUAAAUGUGGGGUUGUUGAUGAGGCAGAAAAGGUUUUCGGUGCAAUGAGAGAGAAGAAUGUUUAUACUUGGAAUGUUUUAAUUUCUGGGUAUGCCAUGAAUGGACAAGGUGAAGCUGCUUUGCAAGGUUUUGAUAAGAUGAUCCUAGAGAAUAUUAGGCCUGAUGAAGUUACCUUUUUGGGUAUUCUGUGUGCUUGUAGUCACCAAGGCUUCGUUGACGUAGGUAGGAGGCAUUUCAUAAGCAUGAAAGAAGAGUACAAUUUGAAGCCACGAAUUGAGCACUAUGGAUGUAUGGUGGAUCUUCUUGGUCAAGCAGGAUUCUUAGAUGAAGCUCAGGAGCUAAUCCAUACAAUGAACAUGAAACCAGAUCCCAUCAUCUGGAGGGCAUUGUUGGGUGCUUGUCAAAUCCAUGGACAUACCCAAUUGGGGGAGUUUGCAAUCAAAAACCUUAUUGAACUAGAGCCGAACAAUGGGGAGAACUACGUCUUGCUAUCAAAUUUAUAUGCUAGAGACCAUAAGUGGAGUCAAGUAGGAGAAGUGAGGGAAAUGAUGAAUUAUAGAGGCAUUAGAAAGGUCCCUGGUUGCAGUUCAAUUGAAAUCGAAAAUGUGGUAUACGAGUUUGUGGUAUCAACUCUCAUGGAAAAGGAAUACGAGGAGCUCUAUAAGAUGUUGGUUGAUAUGAAAAAGGAAUUGAAAGUGGCUGGUUAUGCUACAUAUACUGACAUGGUUUCUUAUGACAUCGAGGAAGAAGAGAAGGAAAAUACUUUGAUGUAUCACAGUGAGAAGCUUGCGCUUGCAUUUGGGCUUCUAAAAUCAUCACCUGAUAUGACCCUGAGGAUAGUGAAGAAUCUGAGGAUUUGCCAGGACUGCCAUCAAUUUUUCAAGCUUGUUUCAUUGUUGUAUAGAAGGGACAUUGCCGUUAGGGAUAGAAACCGGUUCCACCAUUUCAGUGGCGGAACUUGUUCUUGCAAAGAUUAUUGGUGAUAACAAUACAUUGACUUUGUUCCAAGGUUUUUUUCAGAAGUGCUUGCUCUUGCUGCUAGUAUUCAAAAUCGAUGAAG